AACCCAUCACCAUCUACCACUACAUUUCUCGCUUUCUCUACCUGUUUCUUCUUGUCUACUCUUCGCUCUUCUUGUUCUUGUCUAGGGUUCGCUCUUCUUUGUUUGGUUAGUGUUAUUGGUGUUGAUUCAUUGCAAAUUCAAGUAAUAAACAUGGCUGCAAUAUUUACAACAGGAACAGACCACCAUUACAAUCCAGUUCUGGACUCUCAUAAGAGAUCAAGAACAAUUUACAUGAAUCAACAGCAGCAAGGAGGAGAUUAUUAUCAUAGUAAUCCACGUUGGUUUCAAGUCAAGAAACCGAGGGUUGAUCAUUAUAAUAGCAAUAAUGGGGUUUUCAAUUUCGGUCCAAAGAUUCAACCUUUACCACAAUUUGAGGCCAAGAAGGUAGAGAUUAAUAAUGGGGUUUCUGGUUUCAAUGCAAGGGUUCAAGACCAGAAGCCACGGUUGAAUUAUAAUGGGGUUUCGACACUAAUGUCCCAGGCUUUACCAGAGUUUCAAACCAAGAGAUCAGAGGCAAAUAAUGGGGUUUUUGUCCCAAAUUUGCAAGCUUGGAAACCCGAGGCUAAUAAUUCUGUGUUUGCAAGGCCGUAUUCUACAGUUUCGAAGCAAUUUCAAGGCAUGAAGCAAAGGUUUUAUGACGGGGUUUCAGUGCCAAAUCCUCAAGUGUCUCGACAGUUUCAAGGCAGGAGUUUGGAGGCUGAUAUUGUGGUUUUCAAGCAGAAUCUCCCAGCCUUGCAGCAGAUUCAAGCCAACAAGCCAGACUUUAAUAAUGGGGUUCCCCUUCCAAACCCUGUUUUGUAUAAUUCAAAGUCACUAAGAAGCCCUGUGUACUCGAUACCAAAUCCCGCCUUUGUAAAGCCUAUGUUGAAUCGUAAUGUAACAAAUAUGUGUUUGCUAAAUUCACCGUCACAAAAUUCUCUUGUGUCGUCUGGUUUGUUAACAAAUCCUUCUUUCCUGCAGUCUAAUUCUUUGAAUGAUGUUAAAAGUAUUUCUACGAAUUCAGAGUAUUUAGCUGCUCCAAUGCAUUCUGGUUUCUUUACAAAGGCUAAUUUUUUUAACAACAAUGGGGGUUUCACUCCAAAUCCUCCAGUUAUGCAGCCUAAUUUGGUGAAUCAGAAUGCUAUAAAUCUGCCUUUGAAUUCACAGGAUCAAGUAGCCUGUGUUUAUUCUGAUUUGCAAACCUCUAUGGUUGGUAAUGGAGUAAUUUCUUUGGCUAAACAUGAAGUCCAAAGUAAUAAUCCAGAUACUGCUAGGAAAUUCAAUUGCGCACCAAGGUUGCAGGAAACCAGUAACCAACUCGUGGCCAAUGAAUGUUCUGGUUUGAUAAAUUCACUCUUGAAUUCCUUGAUGAAAAAGGAAGACGAUUUUAGUGGUGGUGUUGUGUUUGAUGCAAACCAGCUUAAGGUGAGGCAUGAAUCUGCGAUUAGAUCCUUAUAUGCUGAUAUGCCAAGGCAAUGCUCAACGUGUGGAACCAGAUUCAAGUGCCAAGAAGAUCAUAGGGAGCAUAUGGAUUGGCAUGUGAUUAGGAACCGGAAAGCCAGGAUAUCUAAGCACCAGAUGCAGAAGCAGAACCAACGGAUUUCGUAUUUGGUUUGCUAGUGUUGUAUGUGGCUGGCUGCUAGUGCAGAAGUUGCUGCAGUUUCUGGAUUUUCAAAAGCUGAUGCUCCUGUAGAGAAGGAAAAAGAAGAUGAAGAUUGGGUGAGUUCCGCUGACGGCAACAAAGUAUGUGCUUUGUGUCGAGAACCAUUUGAAGAAUUCUACAGUCAUGAGGCUGAUGACUGGAUACUCAGAGGAGCUGUCUACCUGAACGCAGCAAGGAAAUCAGUAGCAGAAAGCAUGGAUAGAAGUCGACUAGGUCCGGCUGUGCAUGCCAAGUGCAGGCCAGAAUCCAAGAAGUAGAACAGGUAGUAGUCAAAAUUGAGAAUGCAAUUUGUAAAUUCUGUCCUAUCCAUGUGUUAGUGAAAUAAGGGCAAGCAGGUUUUAUACAUGUUACUACUCACUUCACGAGUAUUUUGUUUAGAUGUAUCAUUGUAACGACUUUCUCUAAAUAAAAUUUAUUAACUUUUCUGCAAA
Populus trichocarpa (black cottonwood) is the source of this 2073-nucleotide messenger RNA. RefSeq lists its product as uncharacterized. The record is from RefSeq and is a predicted model, not a curated record. Gene Ontology annotation, biological process: termination of RNA polymerase II transcription. NCBI's taxonomy places the organism in Eukaryota, Viridiplantae, Streptophyta, Magnoliopsida, Malpighiales, Salicaceae. Gene Ontology annotation, molecular function: RNA polymerase II complex binding; mRNA binding. Gene Ontology annotation, cellular component: mRNA cleavage factor complex; cytoplasm.